AUAUUUUGACAGGUGAAACUCAUGUUGGGGAAGUGUUUGUGAUGUACAGAGGUGAUGUUGAUAAUAUGGACGAUUCUGAUGUUAACAGCGCAAAUGAACUCGUUCUUUCUACGUUUUCAGCAAAUGUUCCUGCAACAGAUGUCAGUAACGGUGGCUCCAAUCGAGUAUCAGCUAUAUUCCUGAUAGUGAAUGCUGCCCUGGGAGCUGGUCUUUUGAAUUUCCCUCAAGCUUUUGACCAGGCUGGUGGAAUAGCAACUGCUGUGGUUGUGCAGGUGGUACUGUUAGUAUGGAUACUGGGAGCACUGGUGACGCUGGCACACUGUUCAGAUGAGACAGGGGCGCGCACACUGCAGGACAUACUGGAGGGUCUGUGUGGAACUCCAGGUCUUAUCGCGUGUUGCCUCUGUGUCGCUUUGUACUGCUUUGGCACCUGCCUCACCUUCCUCGUCAUCAUAGGUGAUCAGUUUGACAGAGUAUUUUCGUCACUUCACGGAUCUGACUUCUGCCAUUACUGGUAUAUGAAUCGCAUCUUUACAAUAGUGGCAAGCUCCACAGUGUGUAUUCUUCCAUUUUGUUAUUCCAGGAGGAUUGAUUUUCUCAAAUAUGUCAGCUAUUUGGGUGUGGGAGCUGUCUUUUAUGUUGUGGUGCUCAUAGUGUACCAAAAAUUCGCAGGAGAAUUUAUUCCUGGUCCAAUUAAAACUAGUCCAACAGAAUGGACUGAUAUGUUUCUGGUGGUCCCAGUUAUUUGUUUUGGAUACCAGUGUCAUGUCAGUGUGAUACCAAUUUAUUCCUGCCUCCAUGAACGCACCAUAUUUAAUUUUUCAAUAUGUUGUGGAGCAGCUGUCUUUAUUUGUAUGCUGUCAUACACUCUUGCUGGAACAUUUGGAUACCUGACAUUUGGUGCCGAUGUCACAAGUGAUAUUCUGGAGUCUUAUUCGGGAUACCAUCCAUCUGUCCUGAUUGGUAUUACAGCUAUUGCUAUAAAGACAUACACAACCUAUCCAAUACUACUAUUCUGUGGAAGGGAGGCAGUAAACAAAAUAUGGUGUACAUUUUUCUACAACAGUCAGGCCGAUAUUGCAGUGAAAGAACCAAUGAGACGAGUUGUAAUAGCAACAACAUGGUUUAUAUUAACAUUGCUCUUAGCAGUGCUCAUCCCUGAUAUGGGAAUUGUGAUAGAUUGUCUGGGAAGUCUUGCAGCUAUUUUCAUAUUUGUUUUCCCAGGUAUAUGCUGGAUGCAGUCGACAUUACAUAAAGAUCCACUUAUUGUUUUAAAUAAAGAUAGGUUUUAUGUAUUUUUGUCUGUGUUGUAUAUACUGACUGGGACAUUUGUAUUUGGGGUAGUCCUAGUGCAGGCAAUUGAAAGAUUCUCAGAAAAAGACCAAUCACCUAUCAGACUGUGUGUGUAGCCAGUGCAUGUGUGUGCCCUCAAGCACUGGUGUAGGAAACAUCUGUUAUUUAUUUAUACAUUCCUAUUUAUCUGGUUAAGACAACAUUGUGCUUAUUAAAAGUUUCAUUAAUGAUCUCUGAAAACUUUUGACUGCUUGAUCAUAAAAUGUGAUUCAUAUAUAUUGCUUCCAGAUUUUGUUGUAAUUUUAAAAUACUAAGUUAAUUAAUUUGAUAAAUUUACAGAAUGUGCACAUAUUGCUUCAGUAAAUUUAGACUGGUCGUGAUGCUCAGGGAAACUCUAGAAUGGAGUAGCCACCUAGAUAGUUUACAUUGCAUACAUUUGAUGAUAUCAAAAGUGCAUGGAGGAUAAAUGACGAAUCAUGAUUUCAGUCAUGCCUUGUGAAUGACAGUACCUUCUAUGCUAUUUUAAAUGAUAUUUUGAGUCUGCGAUGUAGAUUUCCACUUUUUAAAUUUAUCCUUAUUCUACAAAUUAUCUUUUUUACAUAGAAAGCGUGAUGAGGACAAUUCUAUUUAUUACUUAAAAUGUAAAUACUAUUUUUAAAUUAAUGAGACUGGUAGUAAUAUUCAGAGGGAGGUAGUUUUGCUGUACGUCUGACAGAACUGUUUCAGUAGUCUUCAAAGAUGAUGUAUGAAAGGGUUGGGGAGAUACCACAAGGUAUAAGAGAAGAUUGAGGAGAAAAGCUUAAAAUGGUGUGACCAUGGGCAUUUGAAGAGAAUGAAGGUAGCAAAGAUGCCUGAGAAGAUGAGUGUGAGAAAGAUAAAGGGCAGGAGACCAGUAGGGAGGCCAAGGCAGGAGACCAGUAGGGAGACCAAAGAACAAAUGGCUAAAAGGAAUGGCAGAAAUCAUCCUGAAGAGAGAAGAGUGAGCCAGACUAGUGACAGAGAGGUGACAGGAAGAUUGGAGAUGGUGGCAAGGAUUGGUCUAGGCAGGCUGUGUCCGUGGCAGAUAACUGUGCAUGACGAUGAUGAUGAUAACUACUCUGUAAUUAGUAACUUUGCAGAUUAGUUUCUAAACCAGUUUGUUAUAAAUGAGAGAACUAUGUGGAUUAGUUCACACUAAUUUAAAUUAAACUGAAAGAAGAGUCCUUGAUAAACUUUCAUAAUUUGUGCUUCUGGUGGACACUGUGUUAAUGUGAGCACUAUUUUUUAUUUUUUAUUUUUAUCAAGUACACAAUCUGAGGGAGCAUAUUUUAGCUGCAAAAAUGUUGCAUAAAAGGAAGUCAAAAAGCUUUAUGAAAAUUUGUACAAUAAUAGGCAGAUUUUUCUGGGUUUUAAGACUGACAUAUACAUCUUUGAUGGCAUGGUGUUUUACUAGCCAGGGAAUUUUAUACAUAUUUUUUUUUUCUUUUGAUAGAUGGUGAUCCACUACAUUCAUUAGUUUCUGUUAAUAGACUGAUACUGUUGGUGUGGAGAGUAGUUUUUUGUUGACUCUCGGGUGCAUUGUUGCCCUUUAUUGUAUGUAUGUUUUGUGUGUGUGCCACGGCAGUAGUUUCCCAGAGUGAUGCCAACUUUUCUUUCUUUCUUUCUUUUUUCUUUUCUUCCCAUUAAAGUUAAAAGGGAUGAUUCUGGAUUUUAGUAACCUCUUUUUGACUAGAAACUUGUCUCACUACAUUAGGACAAUGUGAACAAGAAUGAGAUAAUUGUUCUAUAACACUCUGGUCUUCUUGGUGGAGGACAUGAUUGUGAACAUGGAAGUUACCAUUUAAAAUCUUUAUCCCUACUUACCACAGACUUUGUGUGGCUUACAGCAUGGUGCAAGCCCAUCUUGUUGACGUCAUAUUGAUGCCUUAUGUUUUAGAUGUAUGAAGUAUAACUGUUACUGUAGGCAGCCAUGAGAUUAUUCGUAGAGAUUAGCAUUAUUUUUUGUGUUUUUGAUGCUGAAGAUAGAUGCGGAAGAGUGCGAAACCAGGUAUCUGCUCAUAAUGCACUAUUCUUGAAGAGUGCUUGUAAGGCUGCAGAGCUUAAGUCGUUAUUACUGGGACAGAUAACCAUCAAUGCCAUUCCUCUGAGAUACUGCAGGGAAUGUUAGAAUACAGAACAUGAGAUGGGAGCAAAAUGUGAUAUGGAAAUUCAUUUCGCGUUACUUCUCAUCCAUUGCUAGUCAGAUAUUGGUGAUGGAAAUUUAUUCAACAAAGAUAAUUUGUUUCUGCUUUCAUAGUAGAGUGCCAGUGUAAAAUUAUGCUCUAGUGACUUUGGCUUCAGUGAUAUCUGGUCUACAACUAAGCAGAGGAAGUAUGGCCAAGACAGCUGGCAAAUUUAAACUGCCGUUCCUGCUUUCAUUGAUUUUGUAUUUUAUUUUCAUUCGUCCCCUUAUCUACACAGGCAGCUUGGCCAUGUGAUACUGGAAAAGACUGUUUAUGUACUAGGUGGAUGCACAUAGACUUAAGAUGAGAUAGUCUAUAAAACCCAUCACUCAAAAACAAAGAUGAUGUGACUUACCAUACGAAAGCGCUGGUAGGUCGAUAGAAACACAAACAGACACAUACAUACACACAAAAUUCUAGCUUUCGCAACCAAUGGUUGCUUCGUCAGGAAA
Schistocerca piceifrons (Central American locust) is the source of this 3946-nucleotide messenger RNA. Its product is annotated as putative sodium-coupled neutral amino acid transporter 7. The transcript has 8 exons. The record is from RefSeq and is a predicted model, not a curated record. Bases 42 to 1409 code for a protein of 455 amino acids. NCBI's taxonomy places the organism in Eukaryota, Metazoa, Arthropoda, Insecta, Orthoptera, Acrididae. Gene Ontology annotation, molecular function: amino acid transmembrane transporter activity. Gene Ontology annotation, biological process: amino acid transmembrane transport.